Messenger RNA from Arachis duranensis, 1374 nucleotides. RefSeq names its product protein FAR1-RELATED SEQUENCE 9-like. Lineage: Eukaryota; Viridiplantae; Streptophyta; Magnoliopsida; Fabales; Fabaceae. The transcript is spliced from 4 exons. Gene Ontology annotation, molecular function: nucleic acid binding; zinc ion binding. The coding region runs from base 1 to 1374 and encodes 457 amino acids. Gene Ontology annotation, biological process: regulation of DNA-templated transcription. The record is from RefSeq and is a predicted model, not a curated record.
AUGGGUGGAAAAAGUCCUAAAGCAGUAAUAACUGACGGAGACCUUGCCAUGCAAGAUGCAAUCAAGAAUUGUCUUAUAUACGACAACAACGACCAGAGAGAAUUUGAUCGGAGAUGGGCAGCCAUUUUGGAUAAGCACAACCUUGUUAGGAGUACCUGGAUGAAAAAGACGUACGAAACUCGUGCGAUGUGGUCCCAUUGUUUCCUACGGGAUAAGUUUUUCGGUCACAUAAGGACGACAUCACAGUGCGAAGGUAUAAAUUCUCUCAUCAGAUUUUAUGUUAAUCGCAAGAACACCCUUAUUAAUUUCAUGCAUAACCUGGAUAGGGCCUUAAAGGAGUAUAGAAACAACGAAUUAAUAGCUGACUUUAAGUCUCAGUUCUCAGAGCCAGUGAUGAUUACCUCGUUGGAGGUAUAUGAAAAAUCUGCAUCAUGUUAUUUCACGCGAAACAUUUUCAAGGAAAUUUGUAAUGAGAUUCAGAGGGCAGGGGCUUUGAAUAUCAAGGUACUAAGCACAACUUUGGACAAGGUCGAGUUCAGUGUGACUGCUCUCGGAGACCCGGCCAAAGAUCGACGGGUGGAAGUCGAUAGAGGUAAGAAUAUGUUCUGGUGCUCGUGCAAGCUGUUUAAAUCACGUGGUAUUCCGUGUAGUCAUGUAUUCUGUGCCAUGAAGUUCGAAAACAUACUUGAGUUUCCAGAGUCGUUGAUCUACAAAAGGUGGACAAAGAAUGCAAAGAACGAAUUUAUUAGCACAGAAAUGCCUGUGAAUGAUGACGUCGAAAGGGUCUUAAAGUUUCAAGUUGGUGCAUUGGCAUCGAAUUGCAACAAGCCGUGUGAUAUUGCUUGUAAGGAUAUUGCAGAUUUUGAUGAAGUCCAGUCUGAAAUUGUCAAUUUAGUUAUCCGCCUGCAGUCACGCAAACAAGGCAAGUCAACUCCUAAUGUUAACGUGAAAGGCAUCAACGAUCCCUUUGUUGUCAAAAGCAAAGGAGCCCCUUCCAAGAGGUCUUCUUGGAGGAAGAAGAGAGCAUGCUCUAAUUGCCAUAAAUACGGUCAUUACUACAAGCGCUGUCCAGAUCUGAUGCAGCAUAGUGUGGAAGGUAACCAUCGCGAUCGAUCAGACGGCAAUGCAUCAGCCAAGGACUCAGGUUUUAGUCCAGAAAGGUUUGCUAAUUGUUCGAGGUCAAUCUCAGCUAAGUUCGAACACCACUCAGGACCUAAGACUAAGCCUUUUAAAAAGGGUGGAACAAGGAAGUUUACGAUGACGGGUAUGAAGAACCGGAAGGGUAAAGACAACAGUUUUGAUGAGUUAAUUGUGGUUGACUUUUGGGUAACGAGUUGCUACCAUUGUGAUUAUGCAAUUCAGUUGAUCAAUUAG